Tetrahymena thermophila SB210 is the source of this 471-nucleotide messenger RNA. RefSeq lists its product as hypothetical. The transcript has a single exon. NCBI's taxonomy places the organism in Eukaryota, Ciliophora, Oligohymenophorea, Hymenostomatida, Tetrahymenidae. The record is from RefSeq and is a predicted model, not a curated record.
AUGAUUCAAAUGCGCGAUUUCAUUAAAAAGAAUGAUAAAGAGAACUUUAAAUAUUGUUGUUCUGAAAUGAGUCAAAUUUUGGAAACACAUACUGAAAAAUUAAAGAGCUUGAGAUAAACUUUUUAUAAUUGUAUUUAAUAAUAAUGUAAAAAGCUAUAAGAUUCUUAACUUCAAAAUGAUAUCAUUCUAAUAAAUGAACUUAUUUCAGUAAUAAAAAGCCGUAAGUAAAAAAAUGUUUUUUCCGGUACCGUCAUGUGCUUAAUUCAGUACAAAGAACAAUUCACUUAAAUUGAUGAAGUUAUUUAAAAUGAAUUAAAAAUAAUGAGUAUAACUUAAAUGAGAAAGUUUUCAACUAACAUGAAAAUGUAUGACAAUGUUAUUGAGAAAAGAAAUCAUUUAUAUAACUAUUAUAACUCUUUUGAUGAUUUGGACUCUCCAGUUAAAAUCAAAGAAGAAGUUUUUACUUUUUGA